UGAUUUCCACCAAAGAUAGACAUAAUACUCUUAUAGCUACUUCAAAAAACACAAAAUUUCUAGAGCGAGAAACUAAGUGAAUCAACAAUGGCGCCAGCUGGUAGUACCACUACUGCUACUGUAACUUUAAUCUUCUUCGUACUAAGUUUAUCAGCCAUUACUAAUGUCAAAUCAUGCACAGUUGGAGACAGGAAUGCUCUGUUAGCAUUCAAAUCCGCCCUAACUGAAUCACAAUUCGGUAUAUUCAAAACAUGGAGAGGAACAGAUUGCUGUAAAUCUUGGUAUGGUGUUCAUUGUGAUCCAUCAUCUAAAAGAGUCACAGAAAUCAGUUUGAGAGGUGAGUCGCCUGAAAGUUCUGUCCCGACUCUAGAAAAAAUGGGAAGAUCUGGUUAUAUGACCGGUGUUAUUACACCAGCAAUCUGUAAACUAGAUCGUCUUUCCACAAUUAUUAUCGCUGAUUGGAAAGGAAUUUCUGGUAAUAUUCCUAAAUGUAUUACUACUCUUUCUUUUCUUCGUGUGCUUGAUUUGGUUGGAAAUCAAUUCUCUGGUCCAAUCCCGUAUAACAUUGGGAGACUUCACAGGCUUACUGUUUUAAAUUUCGCUGAUAAUCAAAUUAACGGUGUAAUUCCUUCUUCAAUCGUUCAAAUGUCUUCUUUGAUGCAUCUUGAUCUUCGAAGCAACAAGAUUACCGGCGAGAUUCCAACUGAAUUCGGCAACUUAAAGAUGCUAAGCAGAGCAUUGUUGAGUAAAAACUUGAUUUCUGGUUCUAUUCCAAGUUCUAUUUCAAAAAUUUACAGGUUAGCUGAUUUGGAUUUGUCGGUGAAUCAGUUAUCAGGAUCUAUUCCAGAGGCAUUUGGAAGAAUGCCGGUUCUUUCGACGUUGAACCUGGAUAUGAAUAAGUUUUCUGGCGAGAUACCAACCACUUUAUUAAGUGGUUCAGGAAUAAGUAUAUUGAAUUUAAGCAGAAAUGCAUUGGAAGGUAAAAUCCCAGAUGUUUUUGGAGAAAGAUCUUAUUUCACUGCACUGGAUUUAUCUUACAAUAAUUUGAAAGGACCGAUUCCAAAAUCUGUAACUUCGGCUUCGUAUAUUGGGCAUUUGGAUCCGAGCCAUAAUCAUCUCUGUGAUCCGAUUCCAAAUGGUGCACCAUUCAAUCAUCUCGAGGCUUCUUCCUUCGUCAACAAUGAUUGUCUUUGUGGUUCUCCCCUCAAGAGAUGCCCUUAAAAAGAUUAAUUAAUUUUUAACUUUUAGAUAAAUACAGCUACUUAUCACAUGAAUGUUAAUGUCUUACUUCAAAUGCGACAAGACUCGGCGUUAUUAGCUCUAUUACUUGUUCAACAAAUGAAAUAUCAGCUGCUGCAUCUCCUGGAUCAUCUACAUGCCUAGCAAUUUCUAGGUUUUACCCCUUUGAAUCACCAAUAUUCUGGCCCACAUUAUCA
Molecule: messenger RNA, 1436 nt
Organism: Papaver somniferum (opium poppy)
Lineage: Eukaryota; Viridiplantae; Streptophyta; Magnoliopsida; Ranunculales; Papaveraceae
Product: DNA damage-repair/toleration protein DRT100-like
Exons: 1
Coding region: 88-1221 (377 amino acids)
Molecular function (GO): protein binding
Source: RefSeq, a predicted model, not a curated record